Molecule: messenger RNA, 693 nt
Organism: Ipomoea triloba (trilobed morning glory)
Lineage: Eukaryota; Viridiplantae; Streptophyta; Magnoliopsida; Solanales; Convolvulaceae
Exons: 2
Coding region: 1-693 (230 amino acids)
Source: RefSeq, a predicted model, not a curated record
AUGACUAGGGGAACUGGUGAGCAGUUUCAGGCACUUACGGCCGAUGCUGCAGACCCCACCUACUACACCAGGCCAUUGGUCACCCACAAUGGCGAGACGCCAUGGACUAGGAGUUCAAUCUUCUCGGCUUCCAAAAUUGAUGUGUCUCUCAUGCAUUACACAGUUGGCACUACCAGAGUGUUUUUAUUGGUCUAUGUGGAUGACAUCAUUAUGAUGGGUAAUGACCCCGUGCUUAUCGACAAGCUACUACAGCGUCUCUCGACUACAUUCAAGAUAUGGGAUCUUGGUACACCGAGUUUCUUUCUCGGUAUUGAGACUCUCCCGGUCCCUGGAGGCUUGAUACUGUCUCAACGCCACUAUAUGAGUGAUCUACUGAAGAGGGCCAAUAUGACUGAUUGUAAGCCUCUUGCGACUCCGGCGUCCGUUACGCAAGCUGUGGCUCCAGCUGAUGCUAUGUUUGAUUAUCCUACUCAGUAUAGGCAGUUUGCAGGGGCACUACAGUACUUAACAAUCACCCGUCCGGAUCUCUCUUAUGUGGUGAAUAGCUUAUGCCAGUGCAUGCAUGCCCCUACAGUUGAGCAUUGGGGUCUUUUGAAACGAGUCUUACGGUAUGUUAAGGGCACGACGGACCUUAGCCUUCGCAUGUCUCUGUCUCCCACAGCUGAUAUUCAUGCCUUCUCUGAUUUUGACUAG